Messenger RNA from Durusdinium trenchii, 3249 nucleotides. Lineage: Eukaryota; Dinophyceae; Suessiales; Symbiodiniaceae. The record is from the annotation of a GenBank genome assembly.
GCCCUUCCCCACCCCCAGACCAACAGCCCCCCGCCUGCCGCCGGGUGCGUGAAACGGCGGGUGGCCCGGGUGCUCCACCCCCCCGCGCUUCCCAUGUUGGAGACGCUGCUUCGGGAGCUGGCGCCCCACGCCGAGGUGCGCUGGUCACAGGUCGCGACGCGGUGUCCGGAAGCGGACGUCGUGCGGCUUCGCACGGCUGGUGAAACGGGCCGAGCGCCACAGCACGGGGUGUGAGCACGGCUGGCCACCAACACCGGAUGAACUGCGAUUGGUGUAAAGCUGCUGUGUAAAGAGGUUGGCCAUCCACUUCUGCGUCAGCGCCACUUCAAUUUGAACGACGCACCACUUCCAGCGCCAGUCAAGCUCUUCUGUACUCCUCAAGGUCUGGUCGACAAUGCAAGAACAAGUGAGGGAACUGGGAGGUUAUUCCACAAGGAGACGAGGACAUGGUCAAACAUGGUGAAACACCAAACAAAUUCAAGUGUCCAAAUACGUGUUUUGGAGCCUUUUGAGCUUUUCAAUUGAUUCUCUAGAUGUGAAGCUGAAAGGAGUGUAGCUUCGGAAGGUCUUCCGUGCCACCGACAUGUUGGGAGACAUGACAAACCCUAAGUGGACCACGAUGGGGAUGAACUGGCGAUGGGGGAUGAACCCUUAGCUUAACUGCUAGGUGCUGAUUCUUAUACACUUUCGCGUUUGGUGUUUCACUAUGUUUGACCAUGUCGGUUAAUCAAGGAGACGAGGACAUCAAAAGGCUCUCAUUGGAAUUCCUCCAGGAGAGGCCAACAAGGAAAUCAUGAGUUCUUUUUCCGAAUUUUUCAGAAUCCUUCAUCAAGGAUCUGAGAAAGUAGACUUCCUCUCUGGAUUUCUUUUUUCGGUUUCGCCUCGCAUCUCCCAUCCCCACGAGGACAGCGUGGUGAGCUACUUAUCCGCCGCACUGGCAGAUGCCACCACUGAGGAGGAGGUCCGAGAAUGUUGCGAAGGUUGGUUGGAUGAGGCCGAAGCCAGCGGCCUCCAGCGCCUCUGCGCCGCGCUGAACCUGACUGCUCCGGAACCCGCGGCGCCGGAACCCGUGCCGCCGGCACCAGCGCGCCACUGUCUUGGGUAUCCCACUGGGCUCACGCAGACGGAGGAGCCGAUGGAGCCGGUGGAGGAGGAGGGGGCCAAGAGCAAGGUGAAGGGCCGUGCGAAGAAGAAGGCGAAGGAGGCGAAGGACCUGAAAAGCACUGCAGAACCGGCACCCUGGGAGUCCUUGGUGGAGGUGAAGGCGCGCGUCUCCCGGUUCCACCGCGAAGCCGUGGAGGACGAGAUCAGCGCGGCGAUCGCCGAGGUGGACGUUCAUGACCUUUGCAUCUCUGUCGCCGGAAGGGACCUGCUCAAGGACGCCCACCUGAAGCUGUGUCCUGGGCAGCGCUAUGGCUUCGUGGGCCGCAAUGGCUGCGGCAAGUCCACGCUCUUCAGGUCCAUGGCGUCUAGGCGGAUCCCCGGCUACCCACCGAACUGCGUGACGCUGCUCGUGGACCAAGAGGACGUGGGAGACGAGCGCUCCGCGGUGGAGACGGUGCUGUCCGCACACCAAGAGCUGGGAGAACUGCUGGAAGAGGAGGCCUCACUGGCAGAUCAGGAUGCUCUGAAGGCUUUGCAGUCGCACCGGCACUUGAUGGCCAAGCGGGCCUUGUUCAAAGCCACGAUGUAUGAGAGCAAGCUCAGUGGCUUGCGCGGAAAGGCCGCGCGCGAGGCCUUACUGCUGGCGGAGGACGAGGAACGCCAGGCCGCCGCAGCCUUGGCCGAGCCCAAAGGCUUGGCUGCAGCGCCGGAGGAGGAGGCGCGGGCGGUGCAGCUGCUGGCGGACGUCCGGGAUCGGCUGAGGAGCUUAGGCGCCGAGGCCAUGCGAGGCCAGGCUGAAGUCUUGUUGAAAGGCUUGGGCUUCGUGACGGCAGACCUGCAACGCCCCACGCGGCUGCUCAGCGGCGGCUGGCGCAUGCGGGUGGCCUUGGCCAAGGCACUGCUGGCCAAGCCCAACGUGCUUCUCUUGGACGAGCCUACGAACCACCUGGAUUGGGAAGCAAUCCUUUGGCUCGAACGAUACCUGAUCUCGGACGAGCUCUCAGAGGUGGCGCUGGUGGUGGUCUCGCACGACCGGGACUUCCUCGACAAGGUCAGUACCACAACGCUGCGACUGUUUGACAUGAAGCUGCAAAUCCAUGCAGGCAAUUACUCUGCCUUCGAGGAGGCGCAUCAGCGAGACCAGCAGCACCGUGCCGAUCUGGCAGAGAGGCAGCAGGAUAAGCAGGACAAGAUGGAGAAGCAGAUCAAGGAGAUGGAACAACGGGGCAGGAAGACCAACAACGACAACCUGUUGAAGGCCGUCGCCAGCCGAAGGACCAAGAUGGGCCUGGAUGACAAGCCCUGGUCCUUCAACCGCGUGGGCCUGGAGCGCGCGGGAGGCCACAAGUUCAAGUUCAGCUAUGCCACACACUUCGAAGCGAUGGAGCAGGCCACCGUUGAGAACAAGGAGCAGGCGGUCCACUUGAAGUUGAAGGCGGCCGCGCCGCUGCCCUUCGAGGCCGCGCUGCUGCAGUGUCGAGAGGUGCAGGUGGGAUAUGACAAGACAGCGCCGCUGGUGAGGAAGUUUGAUCUGGACGUCCGCGCGCAGUCCCGCAUAGGAAUUCUUGGGGUGAACGGCAGUGGCAAGACCACGUUGCUGCGAACUUUGGUCAACCAGCUGCCGGUGCUGGCGGGGGAAGUCUACCAGCAACCCCGUGUUGUGGUGGGCUUCUUCGAUCAGCACCAGGCGGAUGACCUGCCGGUGGAUGCAACGCCCCUGGCGGCCCUUUGCGAGCGUCAGCCGAACCUGAAAGAACAGGAGGUCCGUGCUCAUCUUGGCAGCUUCGGCCUAGGGCGCCUGGCGGUGCAACCCAUCAGGUGCCUCUCGGGCGGCGAGCGGAGCCGCGUGGCGCUGGCGGCCGCCACGCUCCGGGCGCCCCACAUGCUGGUGCUAGAUGAGCCGACCAAUCACCUAGACCUUCAGACCGUCGAAGCCCUUGGAGCAGCCCUCAAGGACUUUGAGGGCAGUGUGGUGGUGACCAGCCAUGAUCGACGACUCUUGAGGGAAGUCUGCAGUGACUUCUACGCGGUGAAAGACAGGCAACUCCAGCGGACUAGUUUGGAGUCCUUCGUGCGCUCCCUCCGGUGACAGGGGGCAUUUUUCAGGGAGUGCUCCUGACUAGGGCAUGAAGUUAGGUAGGGUGA